AUGUAUACAGUAUCUCAAAGGGUUAGAAAUAGAGGAGCUCAAGUACUAUGCAAAAGGCUCUCAAGCAGUGUAAAAAUCACCGGGUUCAAAUUAAAUAAAGAAGAUUUACCCACAAAUGCUACCAUCUUUAGUAUGAUUCAACCAACUGGUAAAUUCCAUUUGGGGAAUUACUUGGGUGCAGUGAGGGUUUGGAAAGAUAUUUCAGAUUUGCAAGAUGAUAGUACACGAUCUCUUUUUGGAACAGCCGAUCUACAUGCUAUUACUAUACCUAAACCUAACGUGAAAGACUUCAAAACAUAUCGGACAGAAGCUAUUGCAUCUAUCCUAUCUAUCGGAAUCGAUCCAGAAAAAUCAACUGUCUUCCACCAAUCUAGUGUAAGACAGCAUACGGAACUUCAUUGGAUGUUGUCGACUUUUGCACCUAUGGGUUAUUUGAACAGGAUGACGCAAUGGAAAUCAAAAGCCAAUAUAAAUGACAAUCCUGAUGAAGCUGCUCUAGGCGCUAUAAAAUUGGGUCUAUUCUCAUAUCCUGUGCUUCAAGCAGCGGAUGUUUUGUUGUACCGUUCUACUCAUGUUCCAGUCGGGGAUGACCAGUCUCAGCACCUAGAAUUGACAAGGCAACUAGGUAACACGUUCAACAAAUUUUAUAAAACUGAUUACUUCCCUACACCAACCACAAUCUUAUCGCCAACAAAAAAGAUUCUGUCACUUUUGAACCCAUCAAAGAAAAUGUCGAAAUCGGAUCCUAACCAAAACUCUGUGAUAUAUAUUACAGACGAACCUGAUGUAAUUGCCAAGAAAAUCAAGAGAGCUGUGACAGAUUCAAUAUCAUCUAGUUUCUAUUAUGAUCCUGAAGGCCGUCCUGGUGUUUCCAACUUGAUCAAUAUUGUUUCUGGAGUGCAAAGAAAGUCGACCGAACAAGUAGAAAAUGACAUCAAGCAUAUAGAUAACCACAAGGACUUUAAAGACUACGUUACUGAAGUUUUAGUUGAGGAAUUGGCUGCUCCACGUAAAAAAUUCUAUGAUUAUAUGAGAAACCCUGAAUAUUUGAACCAAGUAUCCGAAGCUGGUGCCGAUAAGGCCCGCGCUAUAGCGGAAAAGAAUAUAACUGAUAUUAAACGAAUCAUGGGCUUUUUGUAA
Molecule: messenger RNA, 1140 nt
Organism: Kluyveromyces marxianus DMKU3-1042
Lineage: Eukaryota; Fungi; Ascomycota; Saccharomycetes; Saccharomycetales; Saccharomycetaceae
Gene: MSW1
Product: tryptophan--tRNA ligase MSW1
Exons: 1
Coding region: 1-1140 (379 amino acids)
Biological process (GO): mitochondrial tryptophanyl-tRNA aminoacylation
Cellular component (GO): mitochondrion; mitochondrial matrix
Molecular function (GO): tryptophan-tRNA ligase activity; ATP binding
Source: RefSeq, a predicted model, not a curated record